Lagopus leucura (white-tailed ptarmigan) is the source of this 510-nucleotide messenger RNA. RefSeq names its product glutamate receptor ionotropic, NMDA 2D-like. Gene Ontology annotation, cellular component: NMDA selective glutamate receptor complex; postsynaptic membrane; postsynaptic density membrane. Gene Ontology annotation, molecular function: transmitter-gated monoatomic ion channel activity involved in regulation of postsynaptic membrane potential; NMDA glutamate receptor activity. NCBI's taxonomy places the organism in Eukaryota, Metazoa, Chordata, Aves, Galliformes, Phasianidae. The record is from RefSeq and is a predicted model, not a curated record. The annotation marks the transcript as partial. Gene Ontology annotation, biological process: long-term synaptic potentiation; synaptic transmission, glutamatergic; excitatory postsynaptic potential. The transcript has 2 exons.
AUGGGUCGGGUUCUCUCCGCGGUGGGCGGGGUUAAGUGCGAGUGGGCGGGGUUUGUCUCCGAUGAGGCGUGGCCUGCGAGCAGUGGGCGUGUCCUCAGGAGGUUGGACGCCUUCAUUUACGAUGCGGCGGUGCUGAACUACAUGGCGAGGAAGGACGAGGGCUGCAAGCUGGUGACCAUCGGGGCAGGGAAGGUGUUUGCCAGCACCGGGUACGGCCUGGGCCUGCAGAAAGGCUCGCGAUGGAAACGGGCCAUGGACCUGGCGCUGCUGCAGCUGCUGGGGGACGACGAGCUGGAGCUGCUGGAGCGGCUGUGGCUGUCGGGGAUUUGCCACCAGGAGCGCAGCGAGGCGGUGAGCAGCAAGCUGGACAUCGACAACAUGGCGGGCGUCUUCUACAUGCUGCUCGUGGCCAUGGGGCUCAGCCUCAUCGCCUUCGGCGCCGAGCACCUCGUGCACCGCCGCCUGCGGGGCCGCCUGCGGGGACACGGGGGGCUGCUGGCGCUCAGCAGG